This is a messenger RNA of Dicentrarchus labrax (European seabass), 7494 nucleotides long. It is a transcript of the gene rc3h1b, whose product is annotated as ring finger and CCCH-type domains 1b. The coding region runs from base 317 to 3730 and encodes 1137 amino acids. NCBI's taxonomy places the organism in Eukaryota, Metazoa, Chordata, Actinopteri, Moronidae. The transcript is spliced from 20 exons. Gene Ontology annotation, molecular function: metal ion binding. The record is from RefSeq and is a predicted model, not a curated record.
AGCGAGUCUGUUGUCGAGUUGACACCCUCCCCAAACCUCGGCAGCAGCUAAGCUGCACAGUCGACAUGGCAAGAAAAUAUCGCAACAAUUUCCUAAAGAAAGAUGAAAAUCUUCCAAGUCUUUUGGAAUGAUAUUCAUCACGCGAUGUGAUCCAAAAUCCACAAUGUGUGAGAACAUUUAAGAACGAUUGAGUUCGGAAGAAAAAAUCUUGAUUCCAGUGGAAUCUUCCAUAUAUUAUAUAUAUAUUAUUUGAUUUUUUUUCUCUGUGUUAAAGCUUAAAUACAUUUACACACACUCGUCCCAUCAACAAAUAACCAUGCCAGUGCAAGCACCACAAUGGACAGAGUUCCUGCUGUGCCCAAUCUGCACACAGACAUUUGAGGAGACUGUUCGCCGACCCAUCAGCUUGGGCUGUGGGCAUACUGUCUGCAAGAUGUGCCUGAACAAGCUGCACCGUAAGGCCUGUCCCUUUGACCAGACAGCCAUCAGCACAGACAUUGAGCAGCUACCUGUCAACACAGCCCUGUUGCAACUGGUGGGAGGCCAGGUUCCUAAGGUUCAGCCAGUUGCCUUGAUUACCAGUCCAGAGGACUCGCAGCAUUAUGAGGAGGCCAGGCAGUGUGUGGAGGAGCUGGCCCUCUACCUCAAACCUCUCAGCAACACCAGAGGUGUGGGUCUGAGCAGCACGGCCCAGAGCAUGCUGAGUCGACCCAUGCAGAGGAAACUGGUAACUCUGGUCCACUGCCAGCUGGUGGAAGAAGAGGGACGGGUUAGAGCCAUGAGAGCUGCCCGCUCUCUGGGUGAGCGAACUGUCACUGAACUCAUCUUGCAGCACCAGAAUCCACAGCAGCUCUCCUCCAAUCUGUGGGCCGCUGUCCGUGCAAGAGGAUGUCAGUUUCUAGGCCCAGCCAUGCAGGAGGAAGCUCUGAAGUUGGUCCUUCUUGCUCUAGAGGAUGGCUCUGCUCUGUCCAGGAAGGUGUUGGUUCUCUUUGUAGUCCAGAGGCUUGAGCCACGGUUCCCACAGGCAUCUAAGACAAGCAUAGGCCAUGUGGUGCAGCUUCUCUACAGGGCCUCUUGUUUCAAGGUGACCAAACGUGAUGAAGACUCAUCCCUGAUGCAGCUGAAAGAAGAGUUUCGUACUUACGAGGCACUGCGGCGCGAGCAUGACUCUCAGAUAGUUCAGAUUGCAAUGGAGGGUGGGCUGCGCAUUGCACCUGACCAGUGGUCUUCUCUGUUAUAUGGAGAUCAGUCUCACAAGUCACACAUGCAGUCUAUCAUAGAUAAGCUGCAGACCCCAGCAUCUUUUGCUCAGAGUGUUCAGGAGCUGACGAUUGCCCUGCAGAGGACUGGAGACCCAGCCAACCUCAACAGGCUGCGACCCCACCUGGAACUACUGGCCAACAUUGAUCCCAGCCCUGAUGCCCCCCCUCCCACAUGGGAGCAGCUUGAGAAAGGGUUGGUAGCAGUGAAAACGGUGGUGCAUGGCCUGGUUGACUUCAUCCAGAACCACAGCAAGAAAGGAGCUGACCCUCAACAGCCUCCACAGCACAGCAAGUACAAGACAUACAUGUGUCGUGACAUGAAGCAGAAGGGAGGCUGUCCUCGUGGAGCCAGCUGCACCUUUGCUCACUCUCAGGAAGAACUGGAGAAAUAUCGUAAGAUGAAUAAACGUCUGGCAGCUCGCCUUCCUGGCUCAGGAGGGCUCAUGCCAGAUGACGGCCUUCCUCUUGAUGUAGCAGUGACCCGGAAGCCUUCACCCCUCACCAAUGGCAGUGGUGCACCCUCUUUGCCGCAGCUCAUUGCCCGUGGCACCGACACAGUUGCAUAUGAACUGUUGCGUAAACCCAUGAAGAUGGACGGAGGGUGUCCCAGUGCCCCGGGAUCACCACCUGAUGUUCUGGACCCUGCGUCCAAACCCGGCAUGCCUCUUCCACCUCAUGCCAUGGCCCACCAAAGGAUGCAAACGGACCACCUGUCUGGGGUGAAGCACAUGCCUGUGGUAGCCAGAGGUUCUCCAGUGUACGCCCAGCAACAGCUCCCUGAGAUGUGCUAUGAGACUCGCCCACCACCUUCUGCUUCUCAGUAUGAGCCCCCACAAUACUCCACAGGGUACCCCUACCAACAGCCAACACAGUAUGUUCCUCGGGAUUACAUGCGUAAUCCGCCACCACCCAGUGAGUCAGGGCCCCCUUACCAGGACCCUUACCCUGGCUACGGCCCUCCAGAGCGCACCUACCAGGCCCCUCACUCUGGUCCACCCUUCUCCUACCCUCACCCUCCACACCAUGACCGAGGUCGCCACGGGACCUACACUGGUCCACCACCUCCCCCACAGCCUUACCCAUCCCAGAGGGAUGGCCUGGUCAGAAUGAGCCCCGCACCUCUGGAUGUUCCCCCGCCAUCAGGAGGACAGGCUAACUCACUUUACCACCAGGAGCCCAGUGCUCGGGAUAGAUACCCUCCAGAUGGCUACUAUCAACCAGGUGCCCAGCCUCCACCCAUGCGGGCGUAUGUCAGGGGGCCAUCAUAUAGCGGUUCACAGCCCAGCCUGGACUACCUGCACCGACGUCGGCAGGAGCUGUUAUCCCAGCUGGAGGAAAGAAAGGUCAUCUCUCCUCCACCAUUUGCUGCCUCCCCCACUCUUUCUCAUUCAUUCCCCUGUGACUAUCCUCCAGAGUAUGGUGAGGAUAGCUCCAAAACCAUUAUGAAAUGCAGAGAGCCUGACUAUGCAGGGCAAUACUCUCCCUGGUCUUGUGAAACCAUUGGCUCCUACAUUGGCACAAAAGAUGCCAAACCCAAAGAUGUUAUGGGUCCUGGCACCAUGGAGAUGAUGAAUGUGGAGUCCAAGGGUCUGAGGGAACAGUCUCUGGACGCUCCUCGGAGAGGUGCAGAAGUAAAGGACGAUGACCCUAUUAUCCCUUUUGGCCCCCAACCCACUGUAUCACGCUUUGGUGCCAUCUCCCGCACCUCAAAGACCGGCUACCAGACCACCGGCCCUGUGCAGGCUAUGGCCUCCACUCCCCAGAACCCCAACUCUAAACAUAUGGCCAUGCCAGCAGAAUAUACAUAUGGAAGCCAUGUAGGAUGGGGUGGAGCUUCAUACCCCUCCCACCAGACUGCCUCCUCCUCUCAGGGACAUUUCAGUGAGCGCUUAACUAUGGCACCCCCAGACAGAGAACAGUUAAAGAUUGAGCUGCAACAGGUCAACCAGCAGAUCAACCAGCAGAUCAACCAACAGACCCAGAUGCGAAGCAUGGAGGCUGCCAAUAACUCUUUACUGCUGCAGAGGGAGGCCAGUGCAUUGGCAGGACAGCCUGGGCAGCCCGGCCAGGGCCAGGCAGCAGGGGCUCAGCAACAGCCCAAAUGGCCUGCAGGGGGAGCAAGUACAGCUGUCUCCAGUGAACAGCUAAGCCUGGAGCUCCACCAGGUGGAGAGAGAGAUUGGCAAGAGGACCCGUGAGAUGGCUUUGGAAAACCAAGUUGCCCAUGAUGUUCAGCAGUACAAGAUGAAACCUGCAGAGAAUGGGCAACCAGAGCACAAGACUCAGCUGGAAGAAAUCUCCCUCGCUCUUGGCGAGGUGUCAAACGGCUCCAGCAGUCUGCAAGAAAGUGCAGUGGGCGGGUCCAUGCUGUCACUGACCAAUAAGACAUCUGCGUUGAGCCUGUGUUCGGAUCCAGGUGCGACUGGUUCAGAGAUGCAGAAGAAUGGCGUCGUCCAUUCCUGCUCUUAAGCAGUACACACUUAAACACACACACACACACACACACACACACACACACACACAUACACACACAUACACAUGUGCACAUACAAGAUGCUCAGUUGAAAAGCAUGCACAGGCACACAUACACCCAUUCUAUUUAGAAGAUGAGCAGUAUCUGCCGUGAUAUGAAUUUUCUUUCUUUUUGUUCUGUGAAUGAGCUUUUUUUAAUGACUUUCCUUGCCUGGAAACCAGGGCAUAUAACAUUUCUCGUGUGUUAAUUUUUUUUUUCUUCGUUUUUUUUGUACCGGGAUUAUAGAUUUAACAAGGCUCACAAUUGAUAUAUCUGGAAGAGAAAAUGGUGGUGAUGUUGACAGGGGUAUUGUAAUUUCAGUCAAAGAAUAUAGGCCUAUUCCAUCCUUAGUAAACACAAAAAAAAGUAUUUAAUUUAUCCUCCCCAUAUAAGAUUUUUUUGUCAUGCAUCUUGAUGAACGGUUAGAUACAGAUGAUCAGAUUAAUAAGCACUAUCACAUCACAUGCGUUCUAAGAAACAUCUCUAUGAAGAAACAGCACAAGUGUGUCACUUGGUACUCACCCCCAGAAUCGUAAAAAGUGGUUGCCCAGAUUUAGAUGGUCUGAGGAGGGAAAAGCAGUACAGUAUUCCACCAGUAUUUAGCUGAAAUGGAGACGCGAGGUGUUUUAGACAUCACUUUUGUACCACAUGCACGUCCUCUCCUGCCACGAGAAGUAUGAUUUUAUUAGUGCAUUUUAUGAACACAUCAUAUGUCUGUUUCAUACUUGAAAGCAGUAUACUAUAUAUUUAAUUGAAGCAUUCUGUUUUAAGGAUUGCAACAAGUCUUUUUGAUAACGAGCUUUCCACGUUUUCUAUAAGGGAAUCUACUAUGUGCUUCUCUUGGUUGUGGCGUGAUCUGAUGCAGUGCGGGCCACAAGGCCUUUUCGCCCGUGCUCCGCAGGGCUGCAUCCAGUCCUAGCCGGGUUUGUUGUGAAAUUCUUUUGCGGCACGCUCAAAAAUAUAGUCGGUUUUUUUGGGUGAGUGCGGAUGAUCGGGCUGAGAGAGAGCACAUCUUUCUGCCUCAGGAGUCAGGUGAAUGAGUGUCAACUUGACCGUUUAACGUCAGGGUAAAUAAGGAUUUCCCUCCUCAGAGCUUCUCAUCUGGCCACACAAAAGGCCUCCCCAUUGGGAUUAUCUUGUCAUUUGUUCUCCUAACUUCUAUGAAGUUGCCUUCCCUUGUGUUUUUUGUUAAAUUUUGUUUAAAUUUUUGAAUGCUUUACGUUGUUACGAUUUUGGGGGGUGUGACCUACCUAGUGAAGGCUUUCUAGAGCUUAGUUGAUCGUGUGUCCUUCUCUUUGUCGUGAAAUGGUUGAAUUCCAAGCGAAACCCAGAGUUAUCACUGGUGCUGUUGUAGUGUUUUUAGCUACACAGCACUUUACAUAUGGUGUUUACAACUGAGGAUAUUAGUGUUGGUUACUGAGGGGUAAACAAAACAAUCUUUCAAAAACAAAAUAUCUGUCCUGAAAUAGCAGAUUUGAGUAUAUUUAAACAUCUUUAUUGGUGAGUGGUAUUCUGUUCACUAUAUCACAUCUUUCUUUUUUACACCUUGAUGUCAUCAUCGCCACCAUUACGACUAUUGCUCUUUCUCCAUCAUGUAAAUUGUUUACUGCUGACGCUCAGUGGAGCUCUUUGCCUUUGGUAAACAAUUAGCAUGAUUGGCUACAGUUUUACAGCGCCGCUGAGACCUAGCGAGUCCUUGUCUUUGAACGGUUGAAGAAUAGAUGAGACACUCUUGGUCAAGUCGUUUUAGUUUAACGCCGAGCCUUCGUUUUGGUCAGACGAGGGGUACUGAGAAACUGACAGAGUUUGACAAAUCCCUGACAACCGAUGAGUCAAAUGAAUAAAGGCACAAAUGUUUUUGUGUUUGACAUCCUCAUCCGAGUUGUUAGAUGGGCAUCUCUUCCAAUUUGUCAGCACCAUGAUAGUGGAUGUUUGUUUUUGUUUUGUUUUUUCAAAUUUCUUACCACACUUCAAGCCUCUGACUGCUCCUCGCUACAUUUAUUGUUUAGGUACACAGCUCACCUAUACAUAUGAGUAUGUAUACAAACAUUAAUAUACUAAAGCACUAUUAAUGUGCCACCUCUUAUUUUACUCGCGCAGCAUUUAUAUUAAAUGAUCUCUACUUAGAAUCAGCAAUUUUCUUUUAUUUUUUUCUUGAUUUAUUCUGUCCACUGGUUGCCAACACAGACUUUAUCCUUUCCCAGAUGAAGGACUUCUGUGCGCAUUGAUGUGUGUUCACUUAAUCUUUUGUGUUCAAACAAAGAUGUUCUUUAUAGACUAUGCUUCCGAAGAAGACAAAAUUACUUUGGAAAAUUUAUGGAGACGUUUUGUGUGUGCUAGAUUGUAUUGUAGAAAAUGUACCCUAAGUUUUUUUUCCCCUCAAAGUGUGCUGUACUGGGUGAUAGUGUUGAGGUAUUAGAAAAAUUGUUGGGGGUUUUUCCCACCCCUGCCCCCAAGAGGAUAUUCAGGAAGUAUCUGAUGAAAGGUUGGCCUUAAAUUCUCUUGCAGUGCUCCUUUACCACGUCUGCUUUAGGAGCAUGAGGUGAUCUCAAAAAUAGUGAUUAACACUGAAUUGGCAUGACUUAAGAGUCAUACACACGGACUCUAGUAGAUUCUCCCCCCUCCCCUCUUUUUGGAAAAUGUCAUACAAAACUGCAGUAAUGCGCAUCUCUCGUGAUUUGAAGCAAAAUAUGUAUUUUUUAUUAUUUUUAAGGAAAUGUUGUUGACCUAGCUGGGUUUAUAGUUUAUUUUUUCUUUCUCUUGUUUUUUUUUUUUUGUUUUGUUUUUGUUUCUGCAAUAGUUGAGUGAAUUUGCUGACCUGCAAGUCUUACAUUCUUUAAUGCAUCAUCUGACCUGAUGUGUAGUCAACAGCUAUAAGAGUAUCUGAGUGACAUUCACACAAUAGCUUUGUUCUUCCUCGACAACUAUUUACAGUAAUUGGCCUACCAGCUUAAAUCUGCAGUUAUAAUUCCAUGAAUUGGCAACAUUUAAUGGUGUUAAUUCAAGUCAUGUUGUUACUCACUUUCUCUAAGUGCAAGUCAACCAAAACUAUCACAACGCUGAUUCUACCUGACGGGUCCCUGCAGGUUUGAAUGAGCCUAAAACGCCUUUAGCUUAGCAGAACUGACAUACAAUGACGUAUGGCGUGGUUUACUAUAUAGUAAAUAGCAAAGAUAUUCAUUUCAAUCUCCUGUGUGUUUUUGUUUCUGAGUGGAACUGCUGCCUCUACCCCUCAUUUACAUAACCAGUUAACCCCUCCACUCCCGACCUUGACCACUGAACUCUGUUACUGCUGUUUGAGGCUCACAUUUUAUUCCCUGACUUUUGGGGGAAAUUCGCAAAUGGCUAUUUUAUAUGAUUACUCCCUUGUAAAAUAUCUCUUAAAUUAAGGUACAGGUUUGAUUUCAGCAAGAAAAAAGAAGUUUUUAUAUGUAUAUUAUACUCCAUUAAGGAAUGUCUAGAAUUAUCUUCCUCCAAUGUGGAUGUAGCCAUUAUUACGCCAUUUUAUGACUUUGUAAGAGAAUUCACUGUGUGAAAAUUGGUUUGCAUUUUUGUAUAAUACAAUCUGCUUUUUUUUUCGUUUGAUACGAGAGGGAGGUCAAACUGGAAGUUUGAAGAGAGAAAAAAUGAACCUGUGAAAUUGAGAAAACAAAGUGUAACUUAUGUACAACAGUGAUUCUAAGCUGAGGGGGAAAGAUUAAAUGAUAUUGCUAACUCAGAA